Molecule: messenger RNA, 4360 nt
Organism: Nematostella vectensis (starlet sea anemone)
Lineage: Eukaryota; Metazoa; Cnidaria; Anthozoa; Actiniaria; Edwardsiidae
Product: lethal(2) giant larvae protein homolog 1
Exons: 18
Coding region: 119-3691 (1190 amino acids)
Biological process (GO): regulation of protein secretion; regulation of establishment or maintenance of cell polarity; cortical actin cytoskeleton organization
Cellular component (GO): cortical actin cytoskeleton; plasma membrane; cytoplasm
Molecular function (GO): syntaxin binding; myosin II binding; GTPase activator activity
Source: RefSeq, a predicted model, not a curated record
AUUUUUACGAAGGCGUGAUUGAGUCAACUCUUCUCUCUUCACCGUAACUCCGUCCGACCGUAAAUUAUUCUCUUUCCUCGGCGGCUUUUACAUUUUCCGAGGAGCACUCAACAAGACCAUGUUCAAGUUCUUGCAUAGAGGCAGAGGGAAGACCUCAGAAGGUCGAAUUAAGGAUAAACUUGGGCAGGAUUUGUUUCUUUUCAAUAAGACGAUCGAGCAUGGCUUUCCACACAAACCAAGUGCACUAGCCCAAGAUCCAAAGCUAAACCUCCUUGCAAUCGGAACAGAAGAUGGCACGCUUAGGAUAUUUGGUCGUCCUGGCGUACAGCUAACCGCCUGUCACGACAACCAAACCCGCAUCCAAGAGCUGCACUUUCUCCCCGAACAGGGGCGUGUCAUCAGUGUGUGUGACGAUGGGGAGCAGAACAGCAUUCAUCUCUGGGAGGUUAAUAAGAAGGACGGCAAAUCUGUCCUGGAAGAAGUGAAAACAUGCACACUGGAAGGAAGAUUAAAGAAGAUCUCAGUCUGUUGUUUGUCAAUGAAGACCAAUCGCCUGUUGCUUGGCACAGAGGGUGGCAACAUCUACCUACUGGACAUCAACUCGUUUGAGCUGCAAGAGUAUGUCAUCUAUCAAGAUGUUGUCAUGCAGAGUGUUCAGGAAGACAGCAAAACAAAUGCUGGUUCAGUAGAAGCCAUCCAGGAACACCCCAACGAUUCAAACAAGAUCCUUAUUGGCUAUAAGAAGGGCCUUACUGUCCUCUGGAACCACGAAUCAUGCUCCGUCCAGCAGACAUUCCCCAACUCCAUUGACCUGGAAAGCCUUAGCUGGCACCAUGGUGGUGACAAAUUCAUCAGCGCUCAUGCAGAUGGUAGCCUAACAGAGUAUACCAUUGUCAGCGACAGCGAGACGACUGGCGAGACUUCCACACCAUUUGGCCCUUUCCCCUGCAAAGCUAUUACCAAGAUUGAGUGGCAUGAUAACAGUGUUUUCUUUGCUGGGGGCAUGCCUAGGGCGAGUUAUGGAGACAAGAACUGCAUAUCACUCGUGCAAGGAUCCACAACCCAAGUCGUGUUUGACUUCACGUCGCGAGUAAUUGAUUUCAUCACUGUCAGUCAUCCUGAUAGCAAUGAACCUGCUUGUCUUGCUGUCCUGUGCGAGCAAGAACUUGUUGUCAUUGAUUUGAAAACCAAGGAACAAGGAUACCCCACCUUUAUGAAGCCGUACCUGACAUGCCUGCACUCAUCACCCAUCACCACUUCUUACCACUGUCACGGCUGCCCGAGUCAGCUGUGGAACCAGAUCUGUGCUGCUGGCAAGGAUCAAAUCCAGUCUGAAUACUCUCAUGAGUCAUGGCCAAUCACUGGAGGAAAAACGCUUGUUGAAGAUGCAGAGACCAAAGACAUACUUAUUACUGGCCAUGAAGAUGGCUCUGUCCAGUUCUGGGACGUAUCCCAAGUAGAGAUGCAGUUGAUGUACACCCUCUCAACAAGCAAGAUGUUCAUCAGCGACCACGAAGGUCAUGAUAAUGGCACACAGGAAGUUGAGGAGGAGGGCUGGCCUCCAUUUAAGAAGGUCGGCAACUUUGACCCCUUCUCUGACGACCCCCGUUUUGCUGUCCAGAAGAUACUGCUGUCUACUGAGAACAACAUGCUGACAAUCGCGGGCAAUGGGGGACAGAUCUUGGUGUACGAGAUCAAUGAUCAGGAGAAAGAUAUUGAGCUGCAGGUGACAGAGAUAGACCUGGUCGAGGACAAGGAAAAACUACAGUGGAAGGGACAUGGCCCUCUGGCAGUGAAGGAAGGUGCGGUGUGUACCCCUCGUGGCUUCCAGCCUGUACAGGGUGUACAGUUCAUCCCAGCUGCAGCCAUCAGCUCUCUGGCAGUGUGUCCCAAAUGGGGCGCUCUUGCCGCAGGGACAUGCCAUGGGUUCGCAUUGCUAGAUACCAAUACCAAGAAAGUAGUGACAACCAAGUGCACAGUUAGCAGUGAAGAGCUUUCGGCUACUGGUGAACCAAUCUCAAGGAAGAAAUCCCUGAAAAAGUCCAUCAGAGACUCUUUCAGGCGUCUACGCCGCAGCCGCAAGGGAACCCGUAAAGGUGACACACCCAGGAAGGAGGGGGAGGCCGGAGCUGCUACCCCACCCCAAUCGCCUGCGGCAGCCCCUCAGUCCCCGCCUGUGCAGAGGCUGGUCCAUGAAAGCCGAGUCGACGAAACUGUUCUCAGCAUGGUACGGUGUAUCUACUUUGUGGAAACUUUUGUCAAGGAUGGUGUCCACCACUCCCCUUCCAUGUGGGUCGGCACAAACGCUGGUCAUAUCUACGUCUACUAUAUAACCCUGCCCGAUGAGGAGAACAAGGAUCACGGUUUGGAAGCAGAGGUCGGCAAAGAGAUCAAGCUCAAACACAAGGCGCCUAUAGUAGCCAUCUUUGUGGUUGACAAGGAUGGCUCACCUAUUCUGGCCGACUCUGAGAAUGACAAAGGUGUGGAUAUGAGUGGACAGCACUCUUUGGUUAUCUGCUCUGAGGAACAAUUUAAAGUCUUCAGCCUACCUCACCUGAAAGCCAGACAGAAGGAAAAGCUCACUGCUAUUGAUGGCUCUCGCAUCAGGAAGAUUGGCAUCAUCAAUGCCCACAGCAAGUCUGACGCCAGCAGCAUGGUGUACCACUGCCUCGCCUGCCUCAGCAAUCAGGGUGACCUCGCUGUCUACACAGUGCCUGGUCUUAAGCUGCAGCUGAAGGUGUCCUGUAUGAAGAAGGAAGACAUGAUCGCUAUCCAGUCACUUGUGUUCACAUCUUCUGGGCAGGGCUUCUAUCUGCGUUCGCCCUCUGAGAUGCAGCGGUUCUCUCUGACUGCUUCAGAAUUGCUGAAACCAGAGUGUGUGCUUGAGCUUGCUGAUGGCAUGCGCCCUCCUGAAGAGAUCUCCAUUGAGGUGACUGAGACAGAGACGAGGGAAAGGAAAGACUCUUCCAGCUCAUCCUCCUCUUCCUCCUCAUCGUCAUCGGAUGAGGAGAAAGAUGAGGAAAAGAAGAAGGAGAAGAAGGCAGCCAAGAAAGCCGCCAAGAAGAAAAGAAAGGCUGAGGCUGCUGCAGCAGCAGCGGUAGAGGUGGGAGUGGAAGUGAAGGAAGGAGAGAAUGAGGAAGAGGAAGAGGAAGUUAAGAAGGAUAUAGCUGAGGAGGAGGAAGCAGCCCCUGCAGAACCUGAGGAGGAGUCAGAAGACACCACAUUAGCCAUCCAUGCAGAAGGGGGCAGUGUAACAACUGAGCAAACAGUUCAGCAGUCGAUGAAGGAGGAAUUCCAUAACCAGACAGAGAAUAGUGAAGAGAAAGGCAUCAAGCAACAGAACGUGGAAACUCAUGAGUCACACACUGUGGAGCACUCUGAGAAUGGUUCCUCCAUGAUCACCACCAAGAGAAUAGUCACAAGUACACGUGUUGUUAAGCAAACUUCAUCCAUGACUCACCGCAUCAUCUCGUCUGAUGGAACAGUCAUCGAAUCCAUCACAAAUGGAGAAGCUGAGGAAAAGGUUAAUGAUGCUGAUCAAGGAGCAGCAGAAGAUGAGGUUGAGGAGUUGCAGGACAAUGAUGAAGUGAUCUGCAAACGGCAUUCUAAAGGAAAGGGGUUUAAAAGUCCAGGAAAACUCAAUACCAGGAAAUCUGCCGACGUCCAAUCUGGCACAGAAGAAGAGUCUUGAACUAUGGAUUGCCACAGAGUGAAGAAUUUAGGCCAGGAAUUACCUGGAAAAGGGAAAGGGUGGGUGCUCUUGUUAAUAGCUUAAAACCAAUGUAUUUGGUUGUAAGAAAUUCAUACUUCUCCUCAUUUACCUUAGCUAAACUGCCCCAGAGAUAAUAUUGAAUGCAGCUUAGCAUUGUUGGAAGAUGGGUCCAUUUGUUGUAGAUAUACCCAUUACUGUAGUUUAAAACUUUUAGUUCUCUUAAGGGGUGGUUGCCUUUGAGUGGAAGAUUGCUUAUCAGCCAUAUUGUUCAGUCUUAGUUUUAUCUUUUUGCAUUGGUUUUCAUGGUAGCUCAGGAGCUCAUUUCAGUUCCAGUUGUUUUAGUUUGUUAUCAUUUGAGGAUGCCAGUGUUUAACCAGCAUCAUAACAUCAGCACAUAACUUAUUAAUAGUCAUGUAGAUCAUGCAGUUAGUCGUAAUCUUGGUUAUUAGCCUGUGCUCCUCAAUUUUUAAUUAUUUUUAUUCUUAUUAUUCUUCCUUGUCAUCAUUACCUUUUAUUCUCUUAACUGUAGUAUAGUAUAAGUAGUCGAGGUUGGAAGUUUUUAACAGAUUUAAGGACUAUUGUAAUUUUAAGACAUCUUAGAACACAUUCUUUUGAAGUGAAAAUAUCAAUAAAAGGUAGACAUUUAAA